Messenger RNA from Prunus avium (sweet cherry), 939 nucleotides. RefSeq names its product serine/arginine-rich SC35-like splicing factor SCL33. The record is from RefSeq and is a predicted model, not a curated record. Gene Ontology annotation, molecular function: RNA binding. NCBI's taxonomy places the organism in Eukaryota, Viridiplantae, Streptophyta, Magnoliopsida, Rosales, Rosaceae.
GAAUGUAAUUAUUUAAUGCCAAUCUGAGACUCACAGAAGCAACAACCAUAACAUUGAUCAGAAAACACCAGUUCCCGUAGUUUCGAUCGCGUUCCCAAAUCUCGAUACCGUGAAAGAAAAUGAGGGGUAGGAGUUAUAGUUACAGCCCUUCACCGCCUAGGGGUUACAGCAGACGACGUCGUAGCCCUAGCCCUAGAGGUCGCUAUGGAGGUCGUGGUAGGGAUCUUCCCAGCAGUCUCUUGGUUCGCAAUCUUCGCCAUAACUGCAGGCCAGAGGAUUUACGUGGGCCAUUUGGGCAAUUUGGCCCCCUCAAGGACAUCUACUUGCCCAGGGAUUAUUAUACUGGGGAGCCACGUGGCUUUGGAUUUGUUCAGUUUGUAGACCCUGCUGAUGCUGCAGAUGCCAAAUACCAUAUGGAUGGGCAAAUUCUCCUUGGACGGGAAGUAACAGUCGUAUUUGCUGAGGAAAACAGAAAGAAGCCAUCAGAAAUGAGGGCAAGAGAUCGUGUUAGGGGUCAGUCAUACGAUAGAAGACGGUCUUCCUCUCGUUAUUCUCGAUCACCGCGAUAUGCUCAAACCUACUCUCGAAGUCCUGAUUACUAUUCACCUUCUCCUAGGCGGAGGCGGUACUCAAGGUCAAUUUCACCGAGGGACAGAAGGUACCGGGAGCAAUCACGCUCAAGAUCUCCCCAUGGUUCAAGGAGCCGUAGCAGCAGCUUUAGUAGGAGCCGGAGUCAAAGCUUGGACUACUCUCAGUAGUGGGACUUUGUAGAGGUGCUUAAUCAGAAAGUAGAAGAAUCUAUGUUUGAAGUUGUGAUCUAAACAAAUAUUCAGUAAUUCUACUCCGUGGAAUUAAUGUUGACAUUAAAAGUACUGCUGCAUUGUAUCCUAGUUUUCUUUGUUCGACCAUGAGUUGAAUGCCCCAUUUUAUCAUGAUGAA